AUGAACACAACAGCAAAUGGAAGCUGCUUCAGUUUGAUAAAUCCAGAAGCACUAAAAAUUGGGCUAACUGUUGCUCUCAGCCUGAUACUUGUUGUUUCUUUGGUUGGAAAUUCUCUCAUCGUAUUAAUUGUUUACAAAACACCAACUUUGAGAAAACCGAUAAAUAUGUUGAUCGCAAAUAUGGCCAUUUCCGACCUGCUCUAUCCAAUAUUCUUUGUUCCUGCUCGUCUGGCAGAAGAGCACGCCGGCUCGUGGCUUAUUGGUGGUACCCUCGGUCAGGCCUUGUGCAAGCUACACUCUUUUCUUUCAGACCUUUCCUCGUUAGUAUCGAUUCAGAGCCUUGUUCUGAUAACAGUGGAUCGAUUUGUAGCUGUUGUAGUUCCACUCCGUUCCCCUCUCAUAAGUAGAAAGCUGUGUCUAUUCUUCAUUGUCGCUUCGUGGAUCGUCGCAAUGGCCGUUCAUUCGCCAUAUCUUGUUGCUUUAAAACUUGUUAAAUACCCAGAAGGACUGAGGUGCGAACUUCUGUGGCAGGAAGCCUUCCAAGGAAACACAUAUCCAAAUUACUUCCUAGCAUGUGCUAUCGUGUUUUUCUACAUUCCGUUUGUCCUCUUGGUGAUACUUUACUCCAUCAUCCUGAUCAAGCUUAAAACGCAAGUCCAUCCAGGUGAACAGUCAGCCAACGCUGAGGAACAGAGGGCAAGAAGAAACAGAAACGCGCUUAAGAUGGCCACUGCUAUCGUGGUAGUGUUUUUCAUUUGCUGGAUACCCUUUCUUAGUAACGCGAUAAUAGACAGUUUCAGUGCACCAGACAGUCUUAUUAUUUCUUCUUGUAGUUUUUAUCGAUACUUUAAUGUCACCUUCUUUAUGGCUUACGCAAACUGUGCUAUUAACCCGAUUAUCUGCCUCAUUCUUAACAGUAACUACCGCCAAGCUCUUAAGAGACUUGUGAGUUGCUGUGCCGCCGAUGCAGUGGAACAUUAA
Porites lobata is the source of this 981-nucleotide messenger RNA. The record is from the annotation of a GenBank genome assembly. NCBI's taxonomy places the organism in Eukaryota, Metazoa, Cnidaria, Anthozoa, Scleractinia, Poritidae.